This is a messenger RNA of Colletotrichum karsti, 1278 nucleotides long. RefSeq lists its product as uncharacterized. The transcript is spliced from 10 exons. Bases 1 to 1278 code for a protein of 425 amino acids. The record is from RefSeq and is a predicted model, not a curated record. Lineage: Eukaryota; Fungi; Ascomycota; Sordariomycetes; Glomerellales; Glomerellaceae.
AUGAGCUCAGACGACAGGCACAGGGUCUCAUCCAAGAGGACCUCCACAGACAUGGAUGCCUCGCCUAACGAUGUGGUUCCUGCGAAAAGGAUGAUGCUUGAAAAGGCGUCUGCAGCUACCGCCGCGUCGGAUAUUAGUCUCUCAGAAUCUUCAUCGUCGCCGGUUACCCCAGUUUCUGAGUCCCAGGCGACUUCUUCAUCGCAGACUUCACCUUCGGAUCAUGGAAGUGCCUCCGACAGACACGAUACCAAUGACAUCAUGGCGGCCAGCGGCAACUAUGUCCGUAUUCCGGACUGUUUCUCGUCCAUCAUGUCCAUUGAGCCGGCCAUGAAUCCCAACUGGCUCAAGCUCAAGGAGGAGGCCAACGCAUGGCUCAAAGAAAUCUACCACCUCAGCGAUGCUCAAGCUAAGAAGCACUCAAAGGCUAACUUUGCCUUCAUGAACGCAAUGUGGAUUCCUCUCGCUGAUGAGGAGGCGUUCCGGGUGAUGCUCGACUGGAACAACUGGGUGUUUGCUUUUGAUGACCAGUUUGAUGAAGGUCACUUGAAGGACGACCCUGUCAAGGCAGAAGAGGAGCUUGACGCUCAUUAUGCCAUCUUGGAGAACAAGAACCCUCCUGUUCAACGUGGCGAAAACCCUAUCAGAUAUGUGUUCCAAACGACUUGGGAUCGCUUCAAGAAGCGUGCUUCACCAGAACUUCAAGAGCGUUACAAAGCAUCUAUGAAGGGCUAUUUCGAAGGCUUAAUCGGCCAAGUCAAGGUCCAGGAGUCACAAAAGGCUCUGAAGCUCACAGUUGACGAGUACAUGGACUUCAGGAGGGCAACGAUUGCCUGCGAGCCAUGCUACGCGUUAGUUGAAUACGCACAUGGAAUCAACAUUUCCCAAAAGCAGAUUGACCAUGAGUCGAUUCAAGUCUGCAUGCGCACCGCCUCUGACCUCGUUAUUCUCGUCAACGACAUCCUGUCAUACCGCAAAGACUUGGAACAAGGAGUUGACCACAACCUCAUCUCGCUUCUCAAGGCGCAGGGCCACUCAACACAGGCCGCCGUGGACAAGAUUAGCGACAUGAUUGACGAGUGCUACAAGGCGUGGUACGGCGCUCUCGUCAGAAUGCCCGUUUGGGGAGAGAAGAUCGACAAGGAGGUCCUGAAGUACCUCGACGGCUGCCGCAACAUUGCACUUGGCAACCUGCACUGGAGUUACGAGAGUGGCCGCUACUUGGGAGCCGAGGGAGCCCAGGUCAAGGAAACUCGCAUCAUGCACCUUCCUUCCGUCUAA